Molecule: messenger RNA, 852 nt
Organism: Orcinus orca (killer whale)
Lineage: Eukaryota; Metazoa; Chordata; Mammalia; Artiodactyla; Delphinidae
Gene: SPRN
Product: shadow of prion protein
Exons: 2
Coding region: 243-701 (152 amino acids)
Biological process (GO): protein import into nucleus
Cellular component (GO): nucleus; membrane
Molecular function (GO): nucleic acid binding
Source: RefSeq, a predicted model, not a curated record
GAGCGCCUGCCUUUAUCUCCUCCCUUCCGUCUCCCGGGGGAUGCGCCUCCGCGUCUGCCCACCCCCAAGCCUAGGGCGGAUGCCUCACGCAAAAGCCAGGCUCCGCGGUCGGCGCUUUGGCGGUCGGCGCUCGGCGCUCCGUGCAGUCUCCGCCGCAGCUCCGUCCUUCCCGCUCGGCAGCGGUCCCUGGAGCGGCCGCCGCGGUUCCGAGCGAGGCCCGUGGCUGGUUUUGCUCCACGAAGAUGAACUGGACUGCCGCCGCGUGCUGGGCUCUGCUGCUAGCGGCCACCUUCCUCUGCGACAGCGGCGCGGCCAAGGGCGGCCGUGGCGGGGCUCGCGGCAGCGCCCGGGGCGGGCUGCGCGGGGGCGCGCGCGGGGCCUCGAGGGUGCGCGUGAGGCCUGCGCCCCGCUACGCCGGCUCCUCGCUGCGCGUGGCCGCGGGAGCGGCGGCGGGGGCGGCGGCGGGGGCAGCGGCGGGGGCAGCCGCGGGCCUGGCGGCGGGCUCGAGCUGGAGGAGGGCCGCGGGGCCCGGGGAGCAUGGCCCAGACGACGACGAGGACGGCGCACCCGGCGGCAACGGAACGAACCGAAGCGUCUACAGCUACCGGGCGUGGACUUCGGGCGCGGGGCCCAUGGGCGACCCUCACCUCUGCCUGCUGCUGGGCAGUGCCCUGGGCGCCCUGGGGCUGCUGCGGACCUAGGCCGGGCUGGGCUCGGGGGCCAGAUCUGCCCCCAGCCCGCGCCUGCCCCGCGAGCCACCACAGAGGCUGCCCAGCACUGAGCGCCCCUUGCCUCCACUGCCCAAGGCCUCUGAGCCCAGAGGAGCUGCGUGGCCAACUCCCGACAGUCCAG